Messenger RNA from Theileria annulata, 2526 nucleotides. RefSeq lists its product as uncharacterized. The transcript has a single exon. The record is from RefSeq and is a predicted model, not a curated record. The coding region runs from base 1 to 2526 and encodes 841 amino acids. Lineage: Eukaryota; Apicomplexa; Aconoidasida; Piroplasmida; Theileriidae.
AUGUUUUUGUCUAAAAUUAGUGGUAGUCAUAUUAAGAUAUAUAAUUUUAACUUAAAAUUGUGUAGAAGAUUUUCAAAUAAUCCUGAAAUCCAGUCAAAAUUAUUCAAAACCCUAAAAGAUGAGGAGAACAUAACUAAUUUCCCUGUACAUAGCUUAAAGCUUGAUCUAAUCGAUAAAUAUAAAGAAAAUCAUUUAACAAAUGAAGUUUUAUCCAAGAAAUCAUUGGAUUUAUCAAAAAUUCCUAGAUGUGUAUCUUCGGAUUCCCCCUUAACAUCUGAUAUUUUAACACAUUCACAUAAUUGUGACAAUCUCUCAGCAUAUAAGGACAAUAAAGAUUUUAUUAUUAACUCUUUUAUCAACUUGCUUAAUUUUAAAAAUAAAAAUCCCGAUUUGUUCCAGUUCCUCUGUGAUUCAUUAUCUGUUAUUAUAAAGGAUUUGAAUUUUGAUGAAUCAUAUAAACUUAUAAAGGUUAUAUCUAAUGAAAAAUUAUGUAAAUCUAACUUUAAUUACAAGAUAUCAAAUAUUUUCCACAACUUACUGACAAGACUUAACCAUUUAAUCACCGAAAAACUAACAUACAACGGAGGAAUACUAAAGGUUAAUGAACUUCCUAAAUAUUCUGGUUAUUUAAAGGAAACAUGUUUGGAUAGAGCCGAAGGAAUUAAUUUUGAUUCUGACAAUCAUUUGGAAAAGCUAUGGAAUCUGUGGUUCAUAUUAUCUAAACAAACGUUUGAAGAAUCUAAAUACACUGCUUCUCUUAUAUUGGCACUGUUAGAGCAAGAAAGUGGGAGUAUAUUUAAGUUUGAUUUAAGGAGAGUGUGUAGAGCGUUGGACGUGGUCGUAGGGGACUGUAAAUUCUUCAGUAAAUUGGAAGAGAGGUUUAUUUUGAUACUUCUGAAGAGGUUUAGCGCAAUUUUAUCAAAUAUAGAUAACAAACAUGACCCGGAGUUUUACAUAAAGAGCAACAAUGUAACCCCUAUUCAAAUAAAGAAGUUUUUCUGUAACAUAUCAAAAAUAUCCAAAAUCUCACAUAAAAUCUUGGAGAACUUUCUAAAAUUGGAAAACAGCCAUAAAUCUUUACAAGAUUUUGUAAACCUAUCGAGUGUUCUUCUGAACAAUGAGCUUGAUAAACUGGAUGUUUCUCAAAGAAGUUUCGAAAAUUUGGACAGUGAUUGGAAUGGGUACUUCGACAAAAACUUAAAGGAAGUAAAUUAUAAACGUAAUAAAUUAUUUUUGAAGAUUUUUGUGGAUUCCCUCGAGAUUGUAAAGUUUCUGGACCACCUAAUUUUAUGUGAAACCAAUGAGUCUGAUGGCUCUAAUGUCUCUGACACUGAGGAGUUGAGAGAUAAACUGUUAAAACUAUCUCAUGACUUACUAAUAAAAAUUUCAGUUGAGUCUGAAGAACACUUAUUGCAAGAGUGUAGAAGUAUGUACUAUAUGCUCCUGACCUGUUCUCUAUGUAAGCCAACGAUACCUGAUACUCUGAGUGUUUCUAAACUCACUGAAACAAUCUCCAAUAAAAUCGCCCUUAAUGUUGAUAAAUUAACAUCAGACUCCAGAAUAUUAGCUGGAGAUUUAAAUUCUGGUGAGAAUAAAAGUUUGGGUAUGAAGACGGUUCAAUUCAUGCUUUACUGUGAUAAGAUAAAUUCCUUGCUCAGACUGUUGGGAUCAUGUGGAGAAACUUCUAAUAAAGUCAAUUUAUCAUGUGAGAAGUUGGUAAUUGAGCUUUUUAAAAACCAGGAGAAGUUACUCUCCUCAAACCAAAGCCAAGGUCUCAAGACUCUUUACGUAACGCUGCUAAACAAAUACGGGGUCCUAUCACCUGAGAUUUAUUAUGAAUUUCUGAAUACUCUGGAAGAUUGGCCAAAUUGGGAGAGGAAUGAACUUUCAAUGCUAUGUGACAUACUCUCAAGAACUUAUCCCAACUACUGUUCUAAGAUAGUAGGUGGAGAUGAUUUUCCUGAUAACCAACAGCUUUUAAACUCUAGAGUAUCUGAUAAGAUAAUUGGUUUGUUAGUAUCUCUAACUAAUUAUGUAUUCGUGGAUGAUAAUGUCUGUAAAUUCUCAAAUAAAGAACUCAUAUCUAUUUUGAACUUUCUAAACACUUGUUUGGAUGGUUCUAAGGACAAACCCAUAUCCACAGACUCUUAUAAUCCCACCUUUAUUGACUCAAUGAAACCCACAAUAAUGAAUAAAUUAUCCGAAAGGAUUAGUGAUAUGAACUUCAGCCAACUUGUAAAACUACUCUCAUUUCACAAUGUCAUUGAAGAAAGUUUUAGAGAUGACAUUGUUCAGAGGAUUCUAAACCUGGACUAUUUGGGCGAUAUUUCAUGCCUCGUUGAGUUAAAUGAUCCUAAGAUCACUUCAAAGGUUUUAACCAAGUUUAAAAUUAAAGUUGUGGAGGAAAGUUAUGUUACUAGAGAGAAGAGUCUAAAAACUAAGUUUCUAAAGCAUUACAAGAAACCUCAGCUAAAGAACAACUUCGUGAGUAAGUCAAAUUACGAAACACUAAAAAUGCUAAUUUAA